CAUCGUUUCACGUCGUGCUUCGGUUCUCGUCUUGCUCCGCGGGUCUUCGAUUCUCCGUCGUCUCUCGGUUAGGAAGUUUCCCGGACCAAAAUGGCGGACGUGCUGGACCUACAUGAGGCGGGCGGGGAGGACUUCGCUAUGGACGAGGAUGGUGACGAAAGCAUUCACAAGCUGAAGGAGAAAGCCAAAAAGAGGAAAGGCAGAGGCUUCGGUUCCGUCCAGGGUUAUACGCUAGUGGAAUACGAGACGUACAAAGAGGCCCAGGCGGCGAUGGAGGGUCUCAAUGGGCAGGACCUCAUGGGGCAGCCCAUCAGCGUAGACUGGUGCUUUGUCAGGGGGCCUCCGAAAGGAAAGCGCAGGGGCGGCCGUAGGAGGAGCCGGAGUCCUGACAGGAGAAGGCGCUGAGGAGAAACCAUCACCGCCACCACCUCCUCUUUUGCCGGUUCACAGUAUAAGUCCUUGGUGAACCUGAGGGAGGCACCCGUGUGUCCUGGCAGGCCCGUGUGCCAGAAUCUGUCUCUGUCCCUGCGGCCAGGGUUCAUUUUUUAAUUAUGCUGUGUGCCCCCUAUUGAGUGGGGUUUUUUUUAAUUUGUACCUGUCUCGAAAUACAUGAGACUUCCCUUAUUGAAUUCCUUGGAAACGCCCUUAUCCCCUCUGUCACAACAGAGAUCGUUCAGCUGUUCGGUUUGAGAAAGGACUCUCCGAGAGGCCAGCGUCCAAAAUAAAAGGCCGGGUUUUUUUCAAAAAAAGAAUCUCAAACUCUUGUAUUCGUCCUCUUUUUACUUUACAAAAAUGGGCGGAGUGUUUAAAAAAUGUGACCCCUGUUAACUGACAGCCACAAC
This is a messenger RNA of Gekko japonicus, 842 nucleotides long. RefSeq names its product RNA binding motif protein 8A (gene RBM8A). Gene Ontology annotation, molecular function: mRNA binding. Gene Ontology annotation, biological process: RNA splicing. Gene Ontology annotation, cellular component: nucleus; exon-exon junction complex; cytoplasm. The record is from RefSeq and is a predicted model, not a curated record. Bases 91 to 405 code for a protein of 104 amino acids. The transcript has 5 exons. Lineage: Eukaryota; Metazoa; Chordata; Lepidosauria; Squamata; Gekkonidae.